Gadus morhua (Atlantic cod) is the source of this 2377-nucleotide messenger RNA. RefSeq lists its product as uncharacterized. The coding region runs from base 404 to 2377 and encodes 657 amino acids. The transcript is spliced from 3 exons. Gene Ontology annotation, biological process: lipid metabolic process. Lineage: Eukaryota; Metazoa; Chordata; Actinopteri; Gadiformes; Gadidae. The record is from RefSeq and is a predicted model, not a curated record. Gene Ontology annotation, molecular function: phosphoric diester hydrolase activity.
AUACAAUUAAUCGCGAUGAAAUCUUUUAAUUGUUGCCCAGCCCUAGUUAUUUCCAUAAGCCUUCAUUUAACUCACUAUCUCGUCUUACACCUCUCACAGGUUUUACUAUGUCCACGCCGCCCUAUCUGUUCCUCCUGUCUCCACGUUGUCUCGCUCUCUCGUAGUGAAAGAUGACGAGGUCCAAAGAUGCAAAUGGCGGCCUAUCUCCAGGGACGGGUCAGUCUCCUCCGACGCUGUGUGACCACACUGCCGGCUUCAUGACUGAGGUGUCUCCGGACUUGACCGUAGGACGUCAGCGAAUGAUGAAAUGACUGAGGAACAACUGAUGUCACGCAGAUAGAAAGUCGGAGGAAGACAUUUUACCCUUGGUUACCCGGACUACGGACGGUUCGGCAGACUUAAAAUGGGUAUUUAUCGGUACCCCUGGGUUCUGCCUUUAAUUGUUGCAGCCCUCACCUCAUGCUCAGAGACGGGCUUCAACGACGACGAUUAUCUAAACGAGGGUUCCUACAACCUGAACUGGAUGGAGUCCAUCCCUGACGACACACCCCUUUCCACUCUCUCCAUCCCGGGAACGUACGAGAGCCUCACCCUCCACGGGGGCCCCCACAUGAUAUGUCAAGUCUGGUCCUUCGGCACGCAACUCAAAGCCGGGCUGCGAUACUUCGACAUCCAUGUCGGGAAUUGGUUCCUCACCCACCAGAGCGUUGACGUCCGAGACGGGUUCUGGAUGUUGUGGCAAAAAACUGAACUGGACGAAGUAAUGAAGACAGCCUUGGACUUCCUAGAGACGCAUGCCAGCGAGACAGUGCUGCUAAGACUAACGCUGCACGGAGCGUACCGUAAGAUAAUCGAAGGGCUGAUACUUCACCUGGUCAGGCAGCACACGGCUCAAGUGUGGACAGAACUCUCUGUUCCCAGCCUUGAACAAGCCCGGGGUAAGAUUGUGUUGGUUCAAAGUGACAGUUUCAGCACGGGUAUUGUUUACCACGAGCCCGGCUUCCCAAAUGACCACAAGUUUAAGAGCUUUGAGGACCAGGUGACUAAAGUGAAGGAAUAUCUGUGGAUCGCUGAAAGUAUUUGCGACCGCCAUGUUGUUCUGACUGAUACAACGGCGUCGUCUAUCUUAACCAGCCCCAAAAUGGUGGCCAGAGGCUUCAACAGUUACCUUAAUGACAUGGUUCUGGGAUACAAGAGGAUUGGUUCCCUUAUGGGCUGCCUGGGAGUGAUUACCAUGAACUUCCCCAGCUCUGAGCUCAUCAAGAACAUUAUAGAAAUCAAUCCCUGUGUUUGUGGAGGGACGGGAGACGCAGGAGGGCCUGACCAUGUAAUAUCUGGCCCUGAGAAGGAUGAUGGCACGUUGGCAGGGUCUCGAAUCAUGACUGAACAAGGGUCUGAUUCCUUAGAGGAGAUUCAAACCUCAACUGAACCAGCGUCCGAUGUGGUGGAAGAGACGCACAGUUCUAUGGAAGCAGGGUCUGAUUCUGCAGAAGAGAUACAAACAACAGAACCAGAGUCCGAUUCUGUAGAAGAGAUAACAAGUACAACAGAACCAGGUUCAGAUUCUGAGGAUGAUAUGGUUGCUACAACCGAAUCAUGGUCUGAUUCCGAUGAAGAGAGGGUUACUACAACAGUAUCAGGGUCUGAUACUGAGGAAGAGAUGGUUACUACAACUGUGGUAAUGCCCCCUGGACCACAUGAUGGACCAAUUUGGGACAUAACAAUUAGAGGGAUUGAUGAAAAUCUAGAGUCGACAACUGAUCCAGCACGCGGUUCUGAACAUGAAGCUGAUACACCAACCACAACUGAAUCAGGGUCAGACUCUGGAGAAGAGAUACAAACAACAACUGAAUCAGGGUCCGAUUCUGGAGAAGAGAUACAAACCACAACAGAAUCAGGGAUAGAUGUGAUGGAAGAGACACCUACUUCAAUAGAACCAGGGUCCGAUUCCACAGAAAAGAUACAAACUACUACAAAAGCAGGGUCAGAAUCUGACGAAGAGAUACAAACCAAAACAGAAUCUGAAUCUGAUUCCUCAGAAGAGAUACAAACCAAGACAGAAGGUUCAGAUUUUGUAGAAGAGAAACAAACAACAGAACCAGAGUCUGAUUCUGUAAAAGAGAUACAAACAACAGAACCAGAGUCUGAACAUGUAGAAGAGAUACAAACAACAGAACCGGAGUCUGAACCGACCAGCCUGCAGCCCACCCUCUCCCAGCCCCGGAGCUCUCUAACCCUGACCCAGGCGGGUCACAGCCAGACCCACCAGCCUCCCAGCAUCCACAACCUGGGCUCCCAGUUCCCCCCCAGAUCCCAGUCCGGUACACCGAAUCGGUGCAAGACGUGCAUCUCCGGAGACGAAAAUGCCAUGAGAUGA